Messenger RNA from Aspergillus steynii IBT 23096, 1302 nucleotides. RefSeq lists its product as uncharacterized. The record is from RefSeq and is a predicted model, not a curated record. Gene Ontology annotation, molecular function: zinc ion binding; DNA-binding transcription factor activity, RNA polymerase II-specific. The coding region runs from base 259 to 1302 and encodes 347 amino acids. NCBI's taxonomy places the organism in Eukaryota, Fungi, Ascomycota, Eurotiomycetes, Eurotiales, Aspergillaceae. Gene Ontology annotation, biological process: regulation of DNA-templated transcription. The transcript is spliced from 5 exons.
CCGGUGUUCACUCCUUCUUCCGUGCUCUAGUCCUGAAAAUGACACUGUCAUUCAUCAUGCUGUCUUGCUCCGUUUCGGCGGAGGUAGACUUGACUACCCCCAUAUCCUAAGGUUCAAUGCCAUGUCCCCCAGCUUUUUCUCCGCCGUGUCGGAUGUGGUGGAAUUGGUUGUUUAUUUAAUAAGACUCGCACAUAUAUAUAUUUCUAUCUCGCUCUUCCCCCAUCGUAAUACUCAUGGCAUUCGACUGAACGACGCGCGAUGGACCAUCUGGCCGCAGCGAGUCCUCGUCCUCAAGGAGAUAGUACCAAGCUCAGGAAGAUUCGCAAGGGAGCCAACAGUUGUUGGGAAUGCAAAUGGCGAAAGGUUCGAUGUACUUCUGACUCGGCCUCCGACCACGUCUGCAUGAACUGUCGACGUCGUGGCACCGCUUGUUUGAGUCAAGAAUUCCCAGAAGCGGCAGCCCCCUCAGGCGAUAGAGACCUCCCACCUAGGGGAGAAGAGGGAAACACGUUGCAGCCCUUGGCCGACGUUCCUACGAUUCCACCCUCGCAAAAUUCAAGCAGAAGGGAGGAAAGCUAUUUUGCUAUGGAAGGCAUCAACUUCGAGAACGGGGAUCUAGUAGCUGGCAACACUCGACCCCAGCAGCAAUGUACGGACACGGCAAAACAUGCGAAAAUUUCUCAAGCUUUGUAUUCCACGCUACCCUCGCCUGAGGAUAUCGAGAUAAUGUGGAAGGCCAGUGCACAUGUCUCCAUUUACUUUUACCAAGUGCUGGCCCGCCCCGGAUUCAAUAACCAUCCGGUGUUGCUAGCCAAGUAUAUCUUUUUCAUUGCUACCGUACUGUGGUAUAUUGAUCCCGAGUCCUAUGAAACGAUCGAAACCAUGCCUGAACUACCACAAGUCAUGGCUAACCGACUUGUCACCGCUCACGAUGAGCUCUUGGGUACCAUGGAGGGCUUGGAGUGUAUUAUGAUGGAAAGGAUGUACCAAGCAAAUUGUGGAAAUCUUCGACGUUCCUGGGUUUCUUUUCGCCGAGCCAUGGCCCUCGCCCAGUUAAUGGGUCUUCAUCGUGCCGGCAAGCAAAAGCUCAAAUCUGUUGUCCCUAGAGCCAGGAUUAAUCCCCCAUACUUGUGGUAUCAUAUUGACAUGGAGAUCGGUCGCCUUGAAAGACUCCAUUGCACCAUUACGUCGCGAAUUCUGGAGCGUAACGACGCAAACCCCGAAUCGUAUAGUUUCGACAUAACUCAAAAGGUUGAUUCCGACCUACAGAACGUGGCUGAAACGAUGCCAAGCGGCUGGUAG